AAAAGAAAUGGCAAUUUGUGUUGGGAGGGUGGAGAUGCGACGCACAUGAUUAAGCAGAAGAGCAGCGCCGCCCUCUACCGUCGUCGGCAUCUUCAUCGCCGGCCGUCGUCGAUCGCCAAAACUCGGUUACUUCUUCCAUCGACUUUCCUGUUCUCUUACCUUGUAAACUCUGCAGUAUAGGGUGAAAUUUGGUUUUUGAGGAUGAAUCAGAUUUGCAAGCGCUUGCUUCGUGUUCGAAACCGUCUUCCUUCAUCGUUCAGCAGCAGCAAUGGCCAUUUCCCGUAUGUAAGUUCUUCGAUUAUACCACCUCUGCAUUACCCUCCCAAGUUCGCGCUCUCGAUUCCCGCCUUUUCGGGUUCGAUUACGUUUUUGGUUCAUUUUUAUUCAGAAUUAGGAUCUUACUGUACUCUUAGUGAAGCUAAAGUGGAAGAUAUUUCGGAAAGCAAUGCGGAUAAGGUACAUAGAGCUAUCGUGGAUAAUUCUUACGCGCAUCAUGACAUGGAGAAUGCCCUUGACCAAGUGGGCGUCCAUUUGAGUACUGAUUUAGUUGCUGAGAUCCUCCAUAGGCUUCGUUUUGAUGAGAAAUUAGCGUUUAGAUUCUUUACAUGGGCUGGGCGUCAAGAGAAUUAUUCCCAUGAGCCUUGUGUUUACAAUGAAAUGAUUGAUAUACUUUCCAGCACUAGGUACAAGGUCAAGCAGUUUCGAAUUGUUUGUGACAUGCUUGAUCAUAUGAAGAGGAAUGGCAAGAAUAAUGUUCCUAUUGAUAUUCUAUUUGGGAUUUUGAAGAACUAUACAGAGAAGCAUUUGACUCACUUGCAAAAGUUUGCGAAGAAGAAGAAGAUAAGAGUGAAGACACAGCCGGAAAUCAAUGCAUUCAAUUUGUUACUGGAUGCUUUGUGUAAAUGUAGUCUGGUUAAGGAUGCUGAAGCUCUGUUUAAGAAGGUGAAGAAGAAACUGAAGCCGGAUGCAAACACUUAUAAUAUAUUGUUCUUUGGUUGGUGUAGAGUUAGGAAUCCGGGAAGAGGGAUGGGUGUAUUGGAAGAGAUGAUCGAGCUCGGCCACGAACCUGAUAAUUUUACUUAUAACACUGCUAUCGCUUCCUUCUGCAAAGUGGGAAUGCUGACAGAAGCAGGUAAACUCUUUGAGUUCAUGAGAACGAAUGGUUCUACCUUGUCUUCUCCCACUGCAAAGACUUAUGCAAUAAUGAUUGUAGCUCUUGUUAAGAAUGGUAGAAUGGAAGAAUGCUUUAAGUUUCUAGAACACAUGAUAAAUAGCGGUUGUCUUCCCGACGUUUCUACAUACAAGGAACUAAUUGAAGGGAUGUGUUUGUCUGGAAAGGUUCAGGAAGCUUACAUAUUUCUGGAAGAGAUGGGAAAGAAAGGUUAUCCUCCCGAUAUUGUUACUUAUAAUUGUUUUCUUAAGGUUCUUUGUGAUAAUAAAAUGAGUGAUGAUGCAGUUAAGCUUUGUGAAAGAAUGAUUGAAGUCGGUUGUUUGCCCAGUGUACAGACUUAUAACAUGUUGAUUUCUAUGUUUUUCGAGAUGGGUGAUGAUGAUGGAGCUUUCCAGAUUUGGGUUGAAAUGGAUAAGAACCGUUGCACACGGGAUGUUGAUACAUAUUGUAUAAUGAUUGAAGGGCUUUUUGAUUGCAACAAAGUUGGAGAAGCAUGUUUCCUUUUAGAGGAAGUGGUUAACAAGGAAAUGAAGUUGCCUUAUCGUAAGUUUGACUCAUUUCUGAUGCAGCUCUCUGUUAACGGUAAUCUCCAAGCAAUCCACCGGCUUUCUGAACACAUGAGAAAAUUUUACAACCCUGCCAUGGCCAGACGUUUUUCUCUGAACCAAAAGCGGAUGAGCUUGAGUUUGAGAGGAAAGUAACAAGAUUGGUUUGGAAGUAGUAUCCAAAUUGCUUCUCACAUUGGAAGUAGCAUGCUAGUUUGAGAAGCUUUCAAGUUCCAUUGCCUUUUUAAAGUGCUCCUGUGUCACACAACAGCAUUUCUGGACAAUGUCCUCUAAAGAAAAGAUACAUAUGAAAGUUCUUGCAGUGAAUAGGGUAUAGGUUGAUGUAUCUUAAGGAAUUUCCAAAUUUAGACUCAGAAUCUAACUCUCUUAGUAUGGUUAGGUGGCUAUAACUUCAAGGGAGCUGCCUCAAUUAGUGAUCAAAAUUGAAGGGCAGAAUGGAAUUAAACAAGUAAGCAACCGAACCUUCCCCAAAAAGGAUUGGAUGAACGGUAUACUUGUGCUGUUGCAAGGGUUUAAAUUCAUUUCCCUUCAGAGGCUGAGGUCGUCCU
Molecule: messenger RNA, 2285 nt
Organism: Momordica charantia (bitter melon)
Lineage: Eukaryota; Viridiplantae; Streptophyta; Magnoliopsida; Cucurbitales; Cucurbitaceae
Source: RefSeq, a predicted model, not a curated record